GCAGCGUGACGUCACGGGGCCUACAUUCCCCGGCAGGCCCGGCUGCCCGCUGGAAGUGACAUCAGGCCGCAUCCGGGGGAGGGCCGGGACGGGCGGCGUGCGGGCAGCGCUCGGCUGUGGCCAUCGCGGCGCGGCCAUGGCGGACUCCACGCAGAACGGGCCCAUGCAAGGCGGAGCCGGCGGCGGGGCCGUGCAAUUUCUGAUGGCUAACAAGUUGGAUACAGCAAUGUGGAUUUCCCGUUUGUUCACGGUUUACUGCUCUGCUUUAUUUGUCCUGCCUCUUCUAGGGUUGCAUGAAGCAGCAAGCUUCUAUCAGCGUGCCUUGCUGGCAAAUGCUCUUACUAGUGCUCUCCGACUACACCAAAGGCUCCCGCACUUUCAGCUUAGCAGGGCAUUCCUGGCCCAGGCUUUGCUGGAGGACAGCUGCCACUACCUGUUGUACUCUCUUAUCUUUGUGAAUUCCUACCCUGUUACAAUGAGUAUUUUCCCAGUUCUGCUAUUCUCUUUGCUUCAUGCUGCCACAUACACAAAGAAGGUUCUUGAUGCACGAGGUUCAAAUAGUCUGCCCUUUCUGAGAAACCUCCUAGAGAAACUGAAUGCUAAUCAGCAGAAUAUUCUAAAAUUCAUUGCUUGCAAUGAAAUUUUUCUUAUGCCAGCUACAGUUUUCAUGCUCUUCAGUGGUCAGGGGAGUCUGCUCCAGCCGUUCAUUUACUAUAGGUUUCUAACAUUACGCUACUCCUCUCGGCGAAAUCCAUACUGUCGGACUCUGUUCACCGAGCUGAGAAUUGUUGUUGAACACCUAAUAAUGAAGCCCUCAUGCCCUGUUUUUGUAAGAAGACUAUGUCUCAGCAGCAUUUCCUUUAUAAGCAGAUUGGCACCAACUGCUGCAUAGCCGAAUUUCAGACACUCAUCUAUUGUGAACAUUAUGAGCAGCUGGCACUUCUGCUGAUGAUUAUAAAUUCCUGGUUUUACACUGAUCUUACUCCAGGCUGUAUAAAAAUGUGUAUAUGCUUUUAUUGGAGAUAAUAUAAAAUUUAGCAUAUCAAAAGCAAGUCAUGGAAACUUAAAAUUACUGUGCUGUAUUGCUAAUUGGUGUGUGGGGGGAAAGUAGCAGCAUUAUAUCUAAAACAAGCCCAGUCUUACAAAAUUGUUUUCUAGAAAUCAUGAGUUGUUGGACGUUAAAAAUUUUUAAGUCUGUGCUUUGUAGGUUUAUGUUAACUGGAAGCAUUGCUACAGUAGGAGGUCUCCAGUAGGUAGCACUGGUGCACAUACCUAUGCAGUACACUUCGGACAGUAUUCUUCUGCUUACUAAAUGUAUCUGUAGAAUUAAUUUGUCUAAAUUACUAUAUUCAGUGUAAAAAUAUGGCCCACUUUGAAUUUAACAAAACAAAUUAAAGACCAUCACGCUGGCAUAGUUAACACUCUGUCUGAAGGAGAGCCUAUUUCUGUUAAUGCUACUUAAAAAUAACCCUUCCAAGCUUUUACCUUGUGAUAGUUUUGCAUUAGGUUGUUGGAAGAAAACUCAAGACUCUGACCAUGGAAAACUCAGCUAUCUUGUCAUAACAUGAUGUUUUACCAAGCCAAAUUGCUGACCUGGAGGCUUUUCAGACAAAGAUGUAAUGCUUAAACUUUUAACCAUCUCUUAAGUGAACUAAUCAAUGUAAAUGUAGUAACUUUUGGAGAAUCAUUGCGGAUGUGUUCUUGUGUCUACACAAAUGUGAGACUGUGGUAAUUCAAGCAUGUCUACUCUUUAGAAAAUUAAUCUGUAGCUAGCUCUUUAUAAAUUGUUCUUCCAGUUUCUGAGACUCAUCAUGAUGGGAAAUUUGCAUAAAGGAUUGCACCUAUUCAGGCAGCUAUUGAAACAAAUGGCUGUAGGAUUUCUUGGCCUAAAUCCAUUUUAUGAUGCUGCCUUCAGAUCAGUCAUAAGUACAGAAGUGAAUAUUAAAUUGAGUGCUGAUUAUGCAUUCACCCAACAGCUGGAAGGUAGGUCAUGGAAAAAGAAUAUUAUCUGUCCAAAUACAAUGCCUUUCCAUAAAUCCAAGGCAAAGUAUUUGCCUAAUCUUCUGUAGCUUGUGUUAAUAUUCUAAUUACAAAAGGCCAAUGAAUCACAUUUAAUUUCAUGUAGAAAUAGUAAAGUACUGUGCUUCACUAUUCUCCCUUGGUCAGAGGAGUCUUACAUGAAACACUUCUGCAAACAGUCUUGAAGCAAAGUAUUUUUCUGUAACUAUUGAAUUAUCUUUUGUGAUGUGGAUAUCAUUCAGCCUUUUCAGUUGUAUUAGUGUGCUAGUUCAGAGAUGUGUAUUUAUACACUUAUUUCAGUUUUUGCUCAACCUCUUGGUACUGAUAAAGACCUGUUUUUUGGUAAUUGAAUAUGAUACUCUUUGACUUUUCAUCUUGCUCUCUGAACAUGAUUAGCUAUUUAUAGAACACUUGCAUACUGCAGAAGCAAUUGCAUGCAGUACUGCUCUACAGCUGCUAAGACUUGCAACAAGUUUCACUAUAUGUAUAUCCUGUAACUUGAGGAUUUUAUAAAAACUAAAAUUUCUACUACAAAUAAAGGAGUGUUAAAUGUAAUUUGCUAUGCUCUUCAAGCUUAUUUUCUGUUUAUCAGAACAUGUUGAUACUUGAACCUGGAAGUUGAGCAGAAUGCAGUCUUGUGCGUAUGUGUGCAUGUUCUUAUUCCUGCUGGGGCUCCUCACAUAAGACAUAGCAUCUUGUGCACCUCUAAAUCAUUUUAUCGGAAAUUUUUGCCUUCUAAAAUGCAAAAAUUUAUGACACUUUAUUUCAAAACAACCUAUGAAUAAGCAUUGUAGUAAUGGUAUCAGACCUAUUUCUGACUGUUUCAGCUCUUCAGCACUGUUCUAGAGCCUCUUUCAUGUUACACAGUAUGUUUGAGUGGUGACAUUAGGUUCUGUUCAGCCCUCUGAUUUUUAAAUUGGCUGUCUAAGGUGGUCCUCCAUAUUGAGAAUGGAAGGCAAAUAAAUGCCUUGUUAAUUAGUCUAAGGAGAGUGACGUGUUUCAUCUGCACCAGUUCUUGUGGUCUAAGACUGCUGUUACAAGUGUGGUCAACUGUUCCUUUAACUGGAUGCUAUUAUUAUUAAAUUAGUGUAAAUUGGAUAUGAUGUAUUGCAUCUGUAACUGAAGGAUGUUAAGUCAGAUCCAAUUCUGAAUGGGCAAGGAUGUUUAAAAGGAAUAAGUGAGAUUGCAGUAAGUAGAGAGUUGGAAGACACUGUCAUGAAGUAAGAGUUUAAAUGUGGAUAUGGAAUCUUUUGUGCACUUUUUCUUUAAGUGGUACUUAAAAUGGAUUGAGGAGGAAUAUUUUUUUUCAUAAAUGGAAGUUGAUUUGACUAGUAUUAUAUUCUUGGCUUUGCCAAGAGCUGCUUGACAAAAAUGAGGCCUGGAUUUUGCUUGUGGCCUGGUAAAACUUACCUGACUGAUGUGCCACAAAAAUACGGAACAAUGGGAUAAGAACUUAAAAGGAAAAUAAAUCGGAUAAGUUACCUGUACUCUGCACCAACUUUGAUUUUAUUUACUGUAGCCUUAUGCUGCCUAAGAUAAGACCAAGUUUUCUCAAGGCUAGCAAAAACAUUCUGCCCUUGUGCCUGUUUCCUUAUAACUGUAACUGUUUCUGUACUAACAACUAAAUUUGCACACGAAAUGCUGGUUAUGUCCUAACAGCUCGAGCAGCUUGAGAUUAUUUUGUGUUGCUUUGCUGUCAACAGCUAGCUGUGAUGUGAAGGCUGUAACAGAAAUCAGAAAUUUUCCAACUGACUGUAAAAUGUUUGUGGCCCCAAAUACAAGGCAGAAGAAUUUUUUUCAUAGUGAAAGGUUGCCUACCUGAUACAGUAAUUGUUUCCACUAGUAUAAAUCACACUGGUCAUUGUUUUAAUCAUCUUAAUGUUUCAUGAAUUGAAGUGCUGUUGGAUAAGUCUGUGGGCAGACCCACCUCUUGCUGUGCACAAGCCUGCUGUAGAAGUGAUAUUGAAUAUAAUGCUUGUCUGUUCUCACCUGUAGAUAAAUAAAGCAUCGGGACCAAUUGGGGCUGCUGGGAGCAGCUAUUGCCAGUUUAAAUUCUUUACAAAGUAAUCCCCUAGUGCAUCCAUCCUUUCCUUUAUUGUCUUUUAAUUUUAGUCUUUCAUCAUCAUCUUUGUGCUGUCGGUCUUAUGUUUUGUUCCAUUCAUAAUAGAAAUGCUAACUGUUCCAUGAUGGAUGUUCAAAGGGAGCAAUAUUUGUCAAUAUUUUAACUUCCAUGUCAAGGAACUUAUUAUAGUCAUGAACCAGUAUUUGUUCUGACGUUUUUUGAGCUGCUAACUGCAUUGGACCUUUUUAUCAUUAGGCACCUUGCAACAUUUGCUGGACAGAUCCCUUGUUAAGUAAGUGGAGUUCUUGCCCAUUUUACAGACAGGAAUUGAGAUGUGGGAGGAAAGUUUGCUUGCCUGAGGCAAUACAAGAGCUUUGGCAGAGCAGGGGAAAAAAAUAAAGUUGGAUAAGCACUGGGGAGACUGAUUUGUUUCUGUAUCAUAUAUGACUUGGUCCUGUUUCCAAAAGGUACUGUACCUUGCAGGGCUCAGAUUAAGGGUGUUAAAGACUAUUGAACUAGAACAGCUUCUGUUGUCAAAAAUUGCUUCCUAUGUGCAAGAGCUAGGUUUGGCCUCUGGUGUUUUCUUUUUUCUGCUGAGGGAAGAAAUAUGUGACAGAAUGAGAUCACAAGCACUUUUCUGUGCCAGGUGUUAAUGGGGUAUGCUGAUCUGUUGUGGUUGUCUAUAACUUUUAAUUGCUGCAGUGUAAGUAUUUGUGGCUAAAAAUCAUAUAUAUAAAAAUAGAUUGGUAUCUUUGUAAUGUAACUUUUAACAGGGUGUAAGUUUCUUUAAAAAAAGCACAGGAAAAAUCGGGCCUUGAGUUUUAAAUCAUACUUUAAGGAUAGAUCCUUAAGCAAUCCUUUAUUGCAAAGAUACAUUAUCAGUAUGGAUAAUGUAAUUGAAUUUAAUCUUAAAUGUGGAUUCAAAAAUACCUUUUUUAUAAACUGUCAGCAUUACUUAUUAGCUUUUCUGCAAAAGCUAGGUCUGUGAUAAUAGCAGAUAUAGUAAGGGAGUUUCAUUGCUUAGUUUGGUGCCAUCCAAAUGGCACAAACUUCUAAAAUGAAUUGAAAAAUUCAUCUUUUACUUGUAUUCAAGGACUGAGGCACGAAAUGCUAAUGUAAGGCUCAGAGGGGAAAUAUAGUUCUCCUGCAUAUUUGAGAAAAUGUGAAGCCCUUUCAAGAAAAUCUAAUAAACAUAAUAAUAGCAGGCUGCUGACACUAAGGAAAAAGCACCUCAUUCGCUCUUUCUUUUAUGCAGCGAUUUACUGGUCCCUACUGAUUUUCAAAUUGGAUCACUGCAGUAAAUUAUCCAUGCCAGUACCUGUGAAAGAAAGCACUGGGAUCCAUAUUUGUUUAGUGCUGUGCUUAAAUCAGCAAGAAUGAUAAAUUUGAUGGUAUGAAAUUGGAAAUAUCAAGGGCUUUUCUCAGCGAAUGAGCAAGUAACUCCAUUUGUAAUUUAUUGUGACCCUUUUUCACUGUAUAUGCUUUGUAUGUCAAAUAUUUAUUUCAAAACAAAUUAAAUUGUUUUCUGUAUUGA
Messenger RNA from Oxyura jamaicensis (ruddy duck), 5615 nucleotides. RefSeq names its product transmembrane protein 33 (gene TMEM33). The record is from RefSeq and is a predicted model, not a curated record. Gene Ontology annotation, cellular component: endoplasmic reticulum; membrane. Bases 137 to 892 code for a protein of 251 amino acids. Gene Ontology annotation, biological process: endoplasmic reticulum tubular network organization; membrane organization. Lineage: Eukaryota; Metazoa; Chordata; Aves; Anseriformes; Anatidae. The transcript has 8 exons.